Messenger RNA from Trichophyton rubrum CBS 118892, 312 nucleotides. RefSeq lists its product as uncharacterized. Bases 1 to 312 code for a protein of 103 amino acids. The transcript is spliced from 2 exons. Lineage: Eukaryota; Fungi; Ascomycota; Eurotiomycetes; Onygenales; Arthrodermataceae. The record is from RefSeq and is a predicted model, not a curated record.
AUGCUCGUCAGUCCCCGUCAGGAGCUUCGCAUCGCCGUUACCAAGGAGGACCUGCCAUCGUUUGAGUAUAUCGGCGAUAAGGAUAGCGUUGCUUCGGUUGUAUAUCUGCGAUUAGGAGGCUGCUGCCAGGGGGCUCUUGUCUGUCGACAUGAGCCGCAUAUCCAAGAGUUUGGCUUUAUUUUCCUGAAUCUUAAGCUCUGCGAGAAUGUCCGGAGCUCAGCUUUCAACAUUGUGGCCCAUAAAGCCCGGAUUCGCUCCUCUGGAUGGUCAGAAUCGUUCUGGCGAGUUUGCGCUGUCGGGUCAGGUGCAUAA